AUGCCUUAUUUAAUACACCAGAACAGUGAACACCCCUGUUCUUCAUGCACCUCCCUUCUAGACAGUGCCACCUGUUGGGAGUGCCUUCCAGGACAAUGGCCCAGCGAGCAGCAGGACAGAUGCAUCCCAACCAUCUUUGACUUCUUGUCCUACACAGAAGCUUUGGGUGUGGUGCUGGCAACCUGCAGUUCCUUGUUCUUCUUGCUCUCGCUGUCAGUCUUGGGUAUCUUCAUACAGCAUCACCACACCCCAGUUGUCAAGGCCAACAACCACAAGCUCAGCUACCUCCUCUUGACCUCCCUGGCUCUCUGCUUCCUCUGCCCUCUGAUGUACCUUGGGCACCCAUCCCAGCUCACUUGUUCCUUCCGCCAGGCUGCCUUUGGCCUGGUCUUUGCCAUUUGCCUCUCUGCAACCCUGGCCAAGAUGGUGACUGUGGUGAUGGCCUUUGGAGCUUCUAAGCCUGGCAGCUGCCUCCAGAAGUGGGUGGGUUAUAAGCUCCCUGGCGCUCUCACCCUGGGCUGCUCCCUUGUCCAAGCUGCUGUAUGUGUCUGCUGGAUAACGGUUUGCCCCCCGUUCCCAUUACAGAACCCACUACAUGGGGGGCCUCUUGUGACCCUGGAGUGUGACAAAGGCUCAGUUGAGUUUUUCUACACCAUGCUGGGGUACCUAGGCUUUCUAGCCACCAUCAGCUUAGGGGUGGCCUUCCCAGCUUGCCAGCUGGCAACAGCUUUCAACGAGGCCCAACACAUUGCCAUCAGCAUGCUGGUCUUCACUUUCGUCUGGGUCUCCUUUGUGCCCUCCUAUCUCAGUGCCACAGGGAAGUACACGGUGGCCGUGGAGAUCUUCGCCAUCCUGGCUUCUGGAGCUGGUUUGCUGGCUUGCCUCUUCUUCCCCAAAUGCUACAUCAUUAUUUUGCACCCUAAGAAGAAUAACAGGGACCACCUGAUGGGCAGACAAAGGAGACUUUGCUUAUGCUCCAUGAGCUACAAAUGGACAGCACAUAUAUUUAGGAAAAGAGUUUCUGUCCCACUUUUGUCCCACUUUUCUGUUUAUCUACACCAGGCCUGGGGAGCCAGAAAGAGCCCCUUUGUAAAGAGCACAGCACCUAGAAGCACCGAUGGUCAGCUGAUCUCUGCUUCAGAAGCCCCUGUUGGCCCAGCCCAGCCAUCUUUUUACCUGUCCACACUUGAUGCCAUGUUAUGA
This is a messenger RNA of Zootoca vivipara (common lizard), 1203 nucleotides long. The record is from RefSeq and is a predicted model, not a curated record. NCBI's taxonomy places the organism in Eukaryota, Metazoa, Chordata, Lepidosauria, Squamata, Lacertidae.